Messenger RNA from Drosophila virilis, 377 nucleotides. NCBI's taxonomy places the organism in Eukaryota, Metazoa, Arthropoda, Insecta, Diptera, Drosophilidae. The record is from RefSeq and is a predicted model, not a curated record.
GGUUCAACUUGUCGCGAAUCUUGCAAUGAAGCUGAUUCUUAUAUUUUCGCUAAUCGCUACAGUCUUUGUUUUAUUUCUUAUUUUAUUUUUAUUUCUCUUAACGGGCAACAGUGUUGGCCCUAAGAAUGCAGCGUGCCACUUGCCACAUUCGGUAGAUGGAUACAAAGAUGGAACAGUCUGUGGGAGAAUGCGAGAAAACUGGUCCUACGAUUCGGUGACCAAAACAUGUAUUAUGUUCAUUUACGGAGGCUGCGGUGGCAAUGAUAAUAAUUUCAACACGUUUAAGGAAUGUAAAGACACGUGCCUAAGCUGAACGGCUGAUACUUUUCUAAUAUAUUAAAAUCUAGCAAUAAAGUAAAAUAAGCAUUGAGAACACA